GGAGGAGGAGGAGGAGGACACAGCGCAGGUAGGCGACAAGGUCGAGCCUCACCGUUAAUACCGAAAGUGACCGAGGGACCGAGGUGAUAUGAUGUCCCGCCUGUCUUUGUCGUGAUGGUGAGGCGGGAGCAUGGCGGCGAAGCAGCAGCAGAAGCGAGGUGAUAUGACAGAGACACCAGAGAGCACAGUCAACAUGGAGGAGUUCUUGAGCACGGUGGGGGAGUUGAGAAGCCUCAUUGAGAAGACAUCUCGUCAGGCAGAGGAGUUGGAGAGGAGACAUGGCGCCAUCCUCUCUGCUCCCACCCAGGACAAGAGAAACAAAAAAGAGCUGGAGCAGCUGAACAAUGAGACCAAGAGGAACGCCAACUUGGUCCGAGCAAAGUUAAAAUCAAUGCAAAAGGACUUUAACGUGGACGAGAACAGUCAAAGUGCUUCAGUAAUCCAGCGUAUUCAGAAGAACCAGCACUCCCACCUGACUCGUUGGUUUGCUGAAGUCAUGAGGGGCUACCAUAAGGCACAAGUCUCCUUCAGAGAGAAAUGCAAAGCACAAAUUCAGAGACAGCUGGAGAUCGUGGAUAAAGUGACUACAGAUGAGGAGCUGGAGGAGAUGCUGCAACGUGACAAUCUUGCCAUCUUCAUAUCUGAUGUCAGCUCUCAAGCUCGGAUCUCAAGCCAGGCUCUGAGUGAGAUUGAAUCUCGUCAUCAGGACAUCAUCUGCCUGGAGUCCAGCAUCAAAGAGCUGCACGAGAUAUUUGUCGACACUGCCAUGCUGCUGGAGAUUCAGGGGGAUCUGAUCAACAACAUAGAGAAGAACGUGACAAGUGCUGCAGAGUACGUAGACAUUUCCAAAGAUGAAACCUAUAAAGCAGUCGCGUAUAAGAAAAACCCCUAUAAGGUAACUUCUCUCCCGAGCUUCUUUAAACCCUUCAAGAGGAAAACCACUGAUAAAACUGCUACUGAUCAAAACACUUCAGACUUGAGCCAUGACUGAGCUCCUGAAACUGUUUGAACAUUGACAGCACCAAACAUUCUGAUCCACAUCAAAGCCUGAGCUCGCAGGAGCACACUUUGGUUAAUGGUACAGUGCCUGUCUGCCCCCUCCAAUGCCUUUUCUUCCAAAGGAUAACGAGGACGCUGUUAUUUUUAAAUUUAAAUAAUGAAUUUGAAUUCAACUACUGUGAUAAUGACCUGUCAAAUAAAAGUGGCAAGAUGCUGUGGAUGAGACUUGAACGCAGGCUUGCAAGGUUACUGUGGACUGCCAAAGGACAAAUGCUGCAUACAACAUAAAAAAAAAGUUUUUGAACACUGAAUAACAAAGAAAAUGUUUUUUAACACACCAACCCAACCAACGUUUUCAGAAGCAAAACACUUGGUUUAAUUUGUUCAUACGUUCUCGUACGUUGAAGUGAUGUUCCUCUUGUGGCCAGUAGGUGGCAUGCCAGCCUUAGCAAAAACUGUGAACUGUCCUCCGUCCCCUCUGACUUGUUUUUGUCCCAUACUGUGUGUUUUAAUGAUGUGCUGUAUUGUGAUGUCAUGCUGUCUAUUGCUCAGAAAGAGAUGGUCGGAAUGUCUACUAAAACCAAGCUUAAAUUAAACCUUAUUGGCCUCUGUACAUGUGUUACUGCCACUUUAUUCUAAUGGACUGCAGUGACCUCACAUACAGAAUCAGUCAUUGUGUGUGAUGUACAAAAACGCUGUCAGAGGUCGAGAAGCUGUCUAUCUGUAAUGUACAUGUUUUAUGCUCUUUCCAAGGUAAAAGAUAAAGGAAUUAUUCAAUGUGA
Messenger RNA from Acanthopagrus latus (yellowfin seabream), 1781 nucleotides. Its product is annotated as syntaxin-2-like. Gene Ontology annotation, molecular function: SNARE binding; SNAP receptor activity. The record is from RefSeq and is a predicted model, not a curated record. Gene Ontology annotation, biological process: synaptic vesicle fusion to presynaptic active zone membrane; exocytosis; intracellular protein transport. Bases 131 to 991 code for a protein of 286 amino acids. Gene Ontology annotation, cellular component: presynaptic active zone membrane; endomembrane system; plasma membrane. Lineage: Eukaryota; Metazoa; Chordata; Actinopteri; Spariformes; Sparidae. The transcript has 9 exons.